AUGAUCAAUUCAAAUGAAUAUUUUGGAAAUACUUUUACAAAUGAAUUGUACAACACGAUUUACACGGGAAUAUUAAAAAGCCAUCCUGGAGAGACAGAUUCAAUAGAUAAUAUUAUGGAACGAUUAAAAUCACCUCAAAAAGAACAGUUUAUUUCACUGUUUAUUGAUUUGAAAAACAAAAAUGAUCCUUUAGACACGGAUUUUGUACUUCGAAUUUGUCACAAAUUAUUAGAACAACAAAAUAAAUCGAAAGCAUCAUUCCUGCAAUCUGAUCAAAUAAUUGGUCGGAAUGAAUUUAGUCAUCAAUAUUUUGGACGAAAACAACUUAAGGAUGACAAAUCCUAUCAAAAUGCAACCAAAUCAUCAUACGGUUUGGUUGAAAAAAAAGAUAAUGACCAUUUUUCUUUACCAUCAAACAGAAUAAAUUUUUUGACAGACGCACGUAUACAAUUUGGACGAGAACUGCUUCUAAAUUUGACACAAUAUGGCCAAGGUAUGAAAUGGGUCAAAUCGGACAAUGACACCACGUGCAUAACAAUUCCAAAUUUAGAAUUUGUGGUAAAACAUGCGAGUGAACUUGGACGUCUGCAUAAAAUUAUCAAAGACUACGUUAACGACGACAAAGAACACAGUGGUCUUGUAGCCAAAGCUUUAAAAUUUAGCUUACAAGAGAAAAUUAAUUCCUAUUACACUUAUGUAAACAAGUGGUUACAUGCCAACUUUGACGUACUAGAACAUUCUAAGGAAUGCUUACGCACAUGUAUCCCUAUAGACCACGAUGUUCUAAUAAGGUUCCAGUGUCUAGCGAAAAUUGUAAAGAAUGCCAAAGGCAAGAGUGGUUGCAAUUUAAUAUCGUCCGUGAUACGCUCUAGUAUUCACGAAAUUGAGAAUAAAAUGUUGAAUGAGAUCACCAAACCCAUACAGGUAAUGAUCCUCCAUUGGAUGAAGGACGGCGAAAUAGAAGACGAACAUGGUGAUUUUUUUAUAAUAGAAAAUUCGUCUGAAAGUUAUUGGAAUAACAGACACGCAUUGAGCUCAACUAACACGUUAGAAUUUUUGAACAAAUAUCAGUUAAACGAUAUUUAUCAAACUGGGAAAAACAUGAAUUUAUUGUUAAAAUUGCUUAGUCCAAAGAUGAACGCAAAAAUUGAAAAACUUAGAGAAAAUAUCAAAAUCCUAGCUGCCAAUGGAGAUGGACUCGUUAUUAUGUUGACUGACAAAUGUAGUAAAAUAUCAACAAUAAUAUCCGAAACUUGUGAUCAAUCGUCCGCUUUAAUGAUGGAAGUGUUAAUAAACGAUUACAAUUUGUUUCAACACUUUGAAGGAUUUCGAAAUUACAUGUUGCUCGGCCGUGGAGACUUUUACACUUGUGUUAUACACAAGUUGGAACCGUAUUUCGGAAAUAAUGAGAUUUACAAUUAUCAGUUGAAAGAUAUUAUUAAAAAUGCAUACGCUUUAACAUCCGCUAAAAAUGACAGCAAGGAACUGUUCAAUAACCUAAAAUGCCAAAUCGACACUGUUGGAAAGGUGAACUGGAAUAGUAUCAAGUUCGAGUACAAGACUGAUGAACCAUUGAAUCAAAUAUUCGGUUCUUGUUUCAUCCACUACGCGAAGGUUUUUCAAUUCCUAUGGCGACUGAAAAAUGUAGAUUGGACUACACACAAGAUGUGGCAUGAACUUGCCUAUUUUGUGAAGAAAUCAUACCACACGAUUGAACUGAAACCGGUCUUGAGAAACAUAAACACAUUACUGUCAAGCAUGUUGAGCUGUGUUAACGAAAUUCAAAACUUCGUGUUUGAGACGAUCAACGAUGAAUGGGAACAGUUCAAAAGUGAAAUCCACAGAGCUACUUGCAUCAAAACGGUAACGGAUGCUCAUAUGUCGUUUUUGGAAUCAAUUACGAAAUGUGUGGAUGACGGAACUGUGUCUUUGGACUCGUAUGUUGAAUCGUUGAAUAUACAAGUCGAAAGGUUUUUGAAUGUUUUCCGUUGUUUCAUUGAUACGGUGGAAUUGCCGUCGUCCGAAAAACUGAAGACCCGGAAAUACAUCAAACGCUGUGAAGAAAAUAAUUUGAUAAAUGCAUUUAUGGGCAAUUUCGGAGCUAUAAAAAAACAAUACGAGACGGAACUCGGUGACUUUUUGAUAAAACUUAAGGAUAGCAUGACACGAGGCCGGGAAACACUAGCCUUGAGGAUUGACUUUAACGGCUAUUACUCAUCCAACGUGAGUGGCAUACAUUGGGCCCGACCGUGUGUAGCUGAUCUGGAUGGUUGACAGCUAGCAGUAAUUUGGUGCCAAUAUAUUAUAAUAUCG
Messenger RNA from Myzus persicae (green peach aphid), 2313 nucleotides. RefSeq names its product gamma-tubulin complex component 3 homolog. Lineage: Eukaryota; Metazoa; Arthropoda; Insecta; Hemiptera; Aphididae. The coding region runs from base 1 to 2274 and encodes 757 amino acids. Gene Ontology annotation, biological process: cytoplasmic microtubule organization; microtubule nucleation; mitotic cell cycle. Gene Ontology annotation, molecular function: microtubule minus-end binding; gamma-tubulin binding. The transcript is spliced from 15 exons. The record is from RefSeq and is a predicted model, not a curated record. Gene Ontology annotation, cellular component: centrosome; gamma-tubulin small complex; equatorial microtubule organizing center.